Molecule: messenger RNA, 2395 nt
Organism: Pocillopora verrucosa
Lineage: Eukaryota; Metazoa; Cnidaria; Anthozoa; Scleractinia; Pocilloporidae
Product: probable RNA methyltransferase CG1239
Biological process (GO): snRNA modification
Molecular function (GO): O-methyltransferase activity; snRNA binding; RNA methyltransferase activity
Source: RefSeq, a predicted model, not a curated record
AACACGUUGCAGUGGAUUGCCCGGAGAGUGCGAAUGGGCGUCUGGCGUCUGGCGAAAGUGCUCUUUAAUUCUUCAUUUCUCUGGAGAUGAAAACACGCACGAUAAUUUGACGAUUUGAUCUGGUUACUUGAAAAAGGUGCGUCGUUUGAAGCCAAGAACAAAUUGUACGCGUUUCAAGGCUGUUUCAAGGUAAAUUCGAGAUUUGAAAACUCAGCGCGGAGGCGAGGCUACAAUAAUUGACACAUAUUCUUGCAAAGAAGUUUUGGGAAUUCAACAUAAGGAACACACAGCAGUCUUGGUCCUCUGCGGAAGAGGAGAGGAAUAGUUUCCGCUGAAAUCAAGGAUAUCUCCUUUUGGAUGUUGUUCUGAGGCUCAGGAAUAGUGGUCGAAUUCUAUUUGUGAUGCGAGUGUGUUGAUGUGGGAUGUAAAGGCUGUAACCCUCUUACUUCAUUAAUAUUUCAUAAGCAAACAGCUUUGCUGCAAACACAGUACACAUGGCUUCGAAAUCAAAAGAGCAGCAAAGUCCAGUGAAGCGGAAAUUUACAAGCCCCGUUGGAAAUCAGAAAUACGUAACGAAGGGAAUUUCUCCGCGUUUUAAAGCAAAUUUGAAAGAUUUUCGCUCGUUUGGUCCCGUGAAGCAGAACAAACAGAAAGGAGAUCUGGGACCUAAUCAUGGAAAAGCUUGGAGGAAGACUCAUAAGAGCCAGGCUGUGAAAUUUCAUUUUGGAGGGAACAGUGCAGAUCCACUGAACUUAAACAGUUUAAUAGAUCGAGAUCCAUCAGCUGUCACCCCACAAGCCUCCCCAAUGUCAGUUCACAGUGCAUCCCCAGUUGAAGUUUUAGAACCACGUGAUAAGACAGACCCUCUAAAUUUAAAACGUUGUCUGCCAGAACCUGAAAACAAUGUGUCUCAUGUGACACCAAAAAAGCGCAAGAAAAAGAAGCGAGGACAUAAUCAUCAAGACAGGGAAAAUGAAAUUGGGUCAAAAGAGCAGUCAGGUGUCAUCAGCCAGCUGAAGAAGCAGAAAAAAAUUCUUGUAAAAACUGACUUUUCUUGUGAUAAAAUUGAGGAUAAAUUAGGCAAAAGCUGCACUGACCAGUGCAGUGUUCAGUCAACACAAACCAAUGAUCUGUCAAAAGAGGAAGACUUGAAUCCAUCCCCCAAAAAAGCUGGCUACAUCACAAAGCAGACUGCAGAAGCAGUUGAUAACAAAGGUGCAAAUGUCAUUGAAGUGGAGCAGUCUCCUUUAGUGACAAAACCCAAAAUUGCUCCUGGAAAAUCUAAAGAAAUAGGAAAACCUCAUGCAUCACACAAAGGCAAAGACUCUAAGAAAGAUAAACAAAGCUUAUCAAAGAGACGUGAAAGAAAGGAAAAACUUUUUAUUUAUGGUAACUAUAACAGGUAUUAUGGUUACAGAAACCCAAACUCCAGCCAAGAUUUAAGACUAAAAUGCUUUAAAAAAGAAUGGUUUGAGGGGAAGGAUGUUUUAGACUUGGGUUGUAAUGUGGGUCAUGUGACAUUAACAAUUGCACGGGACUUCAACCCACAUGUUAUCCUAGGAAUGGACAUAGAUACUGCCCUGAUCAAAGCAGCAAGGAACAAUUUACGAUAUUAUGUGCAGAAUCAAGUGUCUGUUCCUGGGACAUCAAGACAAGGAACAAGUUUUCCAGUGUCAUUUUCUGUCACCAGUGGACCUCUGGCUGCACCUGUAGUUCAGGGCAGUGAAGAAAAUCUGUCAUUUCCACAUAAUGUCCUAUUCAAACAGGAAAACUACGUUCCUUGCAGUAAUGAGGUACUUUCCAAACAAAAGCCAAUGUAUGAUAUGAUUUUGUGUUUGAGUUUGACAAAGUGGAUCCAUUUGAACUGGGGAGAUGAGGGACUCAAACUCAUGUUUAAAAGAAUAUUCCUCAAUCUACGUCCUGGUGGAAGACUUGUCCUUGAGCCUCAGCCAUUUUCCUCUUACAAAAAGAAGAAAAAUUUGACAGAAAAAAUCCGUGCAAAUUAUGAUGCCAUUCUCUUUCGCCCUGAACACUUUAUUGACUACCUUCUAUCAGACAUGGUGGGAUUUGCUACUUUUGAAGUUCUUGAGAUUCCACAGCACAAAGCUUCUGGGUUCCAGAGGCCUCUGUAUCUUCUUACAAAAGCUGCAGAUAAGCAAGGGGAACCUUCACAAGAAAUGUAUUAGGAUUCAAUAAAUAUGUCAUCCAUAUUAUACUAGAAUAGUGUGUGGAAGUCACAAAAUGUAGUUGUCUUGCAUAUUCCUUAGGUCGAUGGAAUUAGUGACAUUCUUUUUACUAACCUCAUAUACAGCCACAAACUUGAAAAGUAGAGAAUAAAACUUUCUUUUCAUUAAUGCAAUAGAUUGUUGAUAUAUAUCUAAGAGUGUGUUUGAAA